Molecule: messenger RNA, 3886 nt
Organism: Pygocentrus nattereri (red-bellied piranha)
Lineage: Eukaryota; Metazoa; Chordata; Actinopteri; Characiformes; Serrasalmidae
Gene: hsph1
Product: heat shock 105/110 protein 1
Exons: 18
Coding region: 208-2757 (849 amino acids)
Biological process (GO): protein folding
Cellular component (GO): nucleus; cytosol
Molecular function (GO): ATP binding; ATP-dependent protein folding chaperone
Source: RefSeq, a predicted model, not a curated record
AGAAACUUCUGGAACGAGGCCGUUGACUGAGCAGCGAGGAGAAGAUGAGGAAGUUCUGGAAAGUUCGCGGUUUAAGCUAUAAAUGUCUCCAGGUCGGCGCCGCUAACCAGCCAGGAUACGACAGCGAGGAAUAGGAGGAGACGUUACUGCCAGAGUCCUGCUGAUAUCGCUGAGCCUUGCACGGCUUUGCCGGAGCGGAGCGUCACCAUGGCCGUCGUGGGUUUUGACUUGGGCUUUCAGAACUGCUACAUAGCCGUUGUGAAAAGCGGGGGGAUCGAAACGGUGGCGAAUGAGUUCACUGACCGCUGCACACCAGCUGUUGUGUCAUUUGGCCCAAAGAACAGAUUUGUUGGGAAUGCAGCAAAAAACCAGGCUAUAACCAAUCCUGCCAGCACUGUGUGUAAUUUCAAGAGGCUGCAUGGCAGACUGUUUGAGGACGCUGUCGUUCAAGCAGAGAGGGCCAAUUUACCGUAUGAUUUAGCACCGCUGUGUGAUGGCAGAGUCAGUGCAAAGGUUGUGUACCUGGAGAAGGAGCACCAGUUCACUAUUGAACAGAUCACUGCCAUGUUGCUGACUAAGAUGAAAGAAACUGCAGAAGCCAGUCUACAGAAGAAAGUAGUUGAGUGUGUCAUCUCUAUCCCUUCAUUCUUCACUGAUUCAGAGAGGAGGUCUGUACUGGAUGCUGCCAAGAUUGCCGGCCUGAAUUGCCUGAGGCUGAUGAAUGACACCAGUGCAGUGGCACUGAGUUAUGGCAUAUACAAGCAAGAUCUGCCAGAUCCUGAGGAGAAGCCUAGGAUUGUGUUCUUUGUUGACAUGGGGCAUUCAGCCUUUCAGGUGUCUGCCUGCGCAUUCAAUAAAGGAAAGCUGAAGGUGCUCUCCACUGCAUUUGAUCCGUAUUUGGGUGGCAGGGACUUUGAUCAGAGGCUUGUGGAGCACUUCUGUGCAGAGUUCAAGUCCAAGUACAAGCUGGACGUUAAGUCCAGGGUUCGAGCUUUGUUGCGGCUCCAGCAAGAGUGCGAGAAGCUUAAGAAGCUGAUGAGCAGUAACUCCACAGACAUCCCUCUGAACAUUGAGUGCUUUAUGGACGAUAAGGACGUGUCGGGGAAGAUGAAUAGGGCCAAGUUUGAGGAGCUCUGUGCUGACCUGAUUGAGCGAGUGACCGUUCCUCUAGUGGCUGCUCUGGAGCAGGCUCAGGUGCAGCUGCAGGACAUCAACGCGGUGGAGAUUGUUGGAGGAGCUACACGCAUCCCUGCUGUGAAGGCCCAGAUCAGCAAAUUCUUCAGAAGGGAUGUGAGCACCACACUUAAUGCAGACGAAGCGGUGGCCAGAGGCUGUGCUUUACAGUGUGCCAUGCUCUCCCCUGCAUUCAAAGUGCGAGAUUUCUGCAUCACAGAUGUUAUCCCAUUCCCCAUCUCUCUCUCCUGGAGCAGCGAAGCAGAUGAAGCCAAGUCUUGUCAUGAGAUAUUUGGCAAGAACCACCCCUCCCCUUCUUCCAAAGUUAUCACGUUCCACAGGAAUAAACCCUUUGUUCUGGAGGCUUUUUAUUCAGAUCCUGGAUCUCUGCCAUUCCCUGAGGCCAAGAUUGUGAUAUGCCCAUACUACUCCUCAGGUGAGUAUAAAGUGCAGAAUGUACAGGCCCAGGACAAUGCAGAGAAAUCAAAAGUGAAGGUCAAAGUUCAAGUAAAUGCCAGUGGCAUUAUGGAUGUAACCUCAGCUACCAUGGUGAUGAGGGUCAGCGCUGCAGAUGCUGAUGGAGACCUUGGGGAAAACACCAUUGAGGAGGUCAGCACCCAGGAUGGUCUGGAUGAGGCUGAUGGACAGGACAAGACCCAGGAAUCAAAUGAUCAUACUCCGUUAGACAGAGAAAACCAGCCCACAGCCCUUUGCCCCCCCAUGGAAAAAGCGCAGAAUCUUUCACAUUCACUGGCCCAGAAUGGAGAGUUCAGUGGCCAGCCCCCCAAUGCAAAAAAAGCCAAGAUGAAGGUAAAACAUGUGGGACUGCCUAUCGAGGAGAAAAUUACACUGCAGCUCCCAAAGGAUCACCUUAAUACUCUCAUAGAGCUUGAGGGCCAGAUGAUCCAGCAAGACCAGCAGGAGAAGGAGAGGAACAAUGCCAAAAAUGCAGUGGAGGAGAAUGUGUACUUCUAUCGCCACAAACUGGAGGGUCCAUAUCAGACGUUCCUAAGCACUAAUGAGCAGCAGAAGUUCUUUGAACUUUUGAAUCUCACAGAGACUUGGCUGUAUGAAGAAGGAGCAGACCAAGACAAGCAGACAUAUCUGCACAAGCUGGCAGAAAUCCACAAACUGGGCAUGCCUGUUAAAGACAGAUACCAGGAGUCUGUGAAGAGACCCAAGCUGUUUGAGCAACUCUUAUCCAAAAUACAGCGAUACAGUACAAUAAUGGAGGAGUAUAAGAAUGGGAGUGAAAGCUACAAGCAUAUUGAUGAACCGGACAUGGAGAAGGUGAGGACGUGCGUGCGGGAGACACAUGAGUGGAUGGCCACCAUGAGGAAAUCCCAGGAGCAGCUCAGGCCUGAGGACGAGCCAGCGGUUCACAGCACUCAGAUCCACAAGAAACUACAGACUCUGCUGAAUAUAUGUGAGGAGAUUGUUUCAAAACCCAAACCUAGAGUGGACUCUCCUGCUGAGGAGAGCAUGCAAGCAGAGUGUACUGUUAAUAAGAGUCCAGAGGACGUAACCAUGGACUACAAUGAUAUUUUACAGAAUGGAAAGAGAAGCAGUCAUGAAGGUGACUGAGCCGAAUAUGGAAAAAAAAAUGUAUGCCAUGUGUGUAUGCCACUGUUGUUGAAAGAGAUAGAUGUUUAAAUUCAUUCUUUGUAUGUUGAUUGUAAAGUUUUUUCCAUUUUAUGUUUCUGCCUUUUUAUUCAUCUGCGUUUGAUAGUGACACUGAGCAGUUUCUUUACAGAGUAAAUGUAUUUAUUGCAAAUAAAUACAUAGAUUUUUUGCAAGAUUGUACCACGAUUGUUUUGCAUCAUACAAACCUGUCCUGUGAAGCUUAAAGGGGAAUUCUGCCAAUAUUUCAAAAUUUCUUCAUAAUGCAGUUGUUGAGAUGGAAACAAAGUCAUUCAGAAUGAUGCACUGUAGAGGAAUUAGCUUGCUUGGAACCAGGGGUCAUGAUGUCUACAACACAAGCAUGGCCAUUUUAUUUAAUAUCCAAAAUCACCAGUCAAAUGUAAACUCAAAAUUCAGACCAUGCCUUUUUAAAAAAAAACAAAAAACAUUGCACCACAUUAUCAGAAAAAAUGAACAUGCAUCAUCUAGAUGAAGAAUAUUUAAAUCCUUCAUUUAGUUGAGAAUAUAGUCGGUUUCAUCAUGUUGCCAUCUUGUAGCUUGCUCAUUUUCUGGUACAGCGAUCCGUUUUCGUACAUGCUCAGACUGACAAACCCGAAAGAAAUCAGAGUAAGAGUUUACAUGCACUGAGAAACAUAAUUACUGAGCUAAAAUCCAGCCCUCUUUAUCAGAUUUCUAGAUCGGAAUAGGGUAUUUACAUAACCAUUUGAAUAAUCUGACAACUGCAGAAAUCCGAUAAUGAAUUGGAUUAUUGUUAUUGAGUGCAUGUAAACACUCAGUUUCAGGCAUCAGGCAAUUUAUUGAUAUUCAUUUCAUGCAAUGUUCUGAUGAGCUUUCAGAUGCUUUGGACGUCUGGUUCCUCUCACUUCUGUUGUGAACAGUUCUGACUCAAGUUUGUCUAGAACAGCGCAUUUCACAUCAAGCCAUUUUGCAUGACUUUGUAUCGUGAUGAUGUCAUUGUGCAAAAAUUUUGAAAUUCCCCUUUAAGAAUGUUGCAAACCUCAUGCAUGUUCUGGAUAUGUUAUCAACAGAGCACAGAAUCACUACAAGCAGAAAUAAAACAUUAGUCGCUCAA